AUGCAUGAGUGGAUAGAGAAAAUUGUGGUACACAAAUAUAAUGAGGCAGAUCUGCAGAACCUUCUGGUGUGUGCCAUCGUAUUCCACACUGUUUACUACCUGUGCCUGAGUGUGGGCUGCCUGGUACUCCAAGUAUGUGAGCUUGAUAUUCUGGCACCAUUUGACUUCAAAACACAUCCUUCAUGGCUCAACAGAGAUUAUAAAGUUCUUAUAGUCUCAACAUAGGUCACCUGCUUUGUCUGUUAGUGUUUUGCUUUGAUUAUAGAAGAAUGGGUUUGGGAUUAUGCUAUUUCUGUGACUAUCCUUCAUGUAAUCAGCACAUAA
This is a messenger RNA of Apodemus sylvaticus (European woodmouse), 324 nucleotides long. It is a transcript of the gene Tmem244, whose product is annotated as transmembrane protein 244. Lineage: Eukaryota; Metazoa; Chordata; Mammalia; Rodentia; Muridae. The record is from RefSeq and is a predicted model, not a curated record.